Caenorhabditis sp. 36 PRJEB53466 is the source of this 9841-nucleotide messenger RNA. Lineage: Eukaryota; Metazoa; Nematoda; Chromadorea; Rhabditida; Rhabditidae. The record is from the annotation of a GenBank genome assembly.
AUGAAUGAAACAUUUUUCAUUCUCUCUCCUACUGCCACCACUUCUUCUUCUUCUUCUUCUUCUUCUUCUGAGCCCAACCUACUGCAGGUACGAACGAAUACGUUUUUUAACUUGACUUACAAAUUCAAAUAUUUUAUUCACUGGCGGCGCACUAAUAAACUAACAGAAUUCGCGAGCUGCUGACCAAGUUGUAGGUGUGUGUAUGUGUGUGCGCUAUCUCAAUUUUUCGUAGAGACUCGCUCAUAAUCAGUCUUGACUGAUGCUCCUAUCUGUCAUUCAUAUUCUGAUAAGACAUGCAAUCGUGUCCUGAUCAAAUUUUGAGAGUAAUCUUUCAAUCCUCUUUUCAACCAACGUGUUUUGCGUCUUACCCCUUGACCUUUGUCCUCCCCAUUUGCUUUUACCCCACAAGUGAAAAGUUGGUUUGCUUUUCUUUUCCACAAACAAUAUUGGGACUGAUUUUUACAGAAUGCAAAGGUAAUGUACGACGUCAUUCGGGAACUUGCCAUUGGUGGCAUUGACAACUCCAUUCAAGGAAAUGGCGGCGAAGAAUGCAUGAAUGUGAGAAAAACAUAAAAACCCCAAGGCGGGCGUCAACAAUCGCUUCCUUUUUUAGUAUCUUCCGUCUUGGCAAAGGUUUUUGGAGUCGAUCAUCUUUAUUCCUCUCUCAUUUUGGGCCGCCUACGUGUCGAUUCCGCUCGACUGCUCCUUUACUCUCCCCGUUCGAAACGUGUCCAGAUAUGUGAUACUCACCGUAUAUAGUCUUAUCUUUGGCGCAGAGCUCGCUUACAAAAUGAUUUCAAGGUAUCCCAAUAAAAAAGACCUUGCUAAAAAAUUUGUUUUCUUUCAGGACCGGCAUUUUCUUGCUCAACCCUUGCCACGUAACCACCACAAUGCAACUCACGCUGCUCACAAUGGAGGGCAAUUCAAAGUGAGUUUCGUUUCUUCCUCUCCCUCGUGCCAUAAUCAAAUCUUCUCCAGAAAAGCCUGCUUCCUCUUCCGACUGAUGCUCUAUUUCAUGCCCGGUGCCUGGUUCGCGUUGGCGUUUCCAAUUCUGAACACGAGAAAUGUAAAAGAGGGGAUUUGUGGAAUCUACUGCAAAUUCAAUUUUGCAGCUGCCAGGAGAAGUGUUUAUCUAUUACGCGCAACACGUCGCCAUUCUUGUGGUCCCACUGUAUCUCAUGUACAUUCAAGGAGCUUUUGAACCGGAAAAACCGUACGACUUCGGAUGGACCGUCUUCGGAAUCUCGCUCUUUUCACUUUGGCACUUUGUGAUUCUGCAAUUUGGAGCUAUGGUAAGCAGAGGAAUUUCAGAACUAUUCAAACUGAAUAAAUAUGUACUUUAAAUUUUCAGAUAACUCGAGUGAACUUGAACAACAUAAUGUGCCCGGCGGUGUCUGAUCCUUUCCAAUCCCGUGCUUACCGUAUUAUUGCCGUUGGUCACCAGUGCAUUCUUAUCCCGAUUCUUUCCAAAACAUACUCGGCUAUGUCCCUGACAGCCGUCGAUUUCUACAAGAGUCUGUAUGAAACCAACCCUGCCCAAUCCUCCAGGAAGAUGUGCGAAAUGAACGAAACUGACAACACAAUCUGUUUAAAACCUGUCAAAUUAAAGCUCUAGUCAUACUUAGUCACUUCUUCGCUUUCAUUUAUUUGUUUUUUUUCUUCUUCUCCGUCUAUUUGCUCUGCUCGGACCACACCAACGUUCCCCAACUUUCCUGUGAUACAAUUCAUUUUUAUUUUUGCUACUGUUAGGCUUCUCCUUCCCUUUUCUGAAUAAACAUCUUGCUUGUUUUUGCAAUUACGCGUGGGAGGACCAAGAUUUCGGGAUACUAAUCGAGUUGUGGACGGCCGCCAAAAGUCGCGCGCGGGCCAUGAAUUCGUGCAAGGCAUAUUCUGUAGUCUUCCUCUCAUCUCUCUCCAAGUUUUCAUUACAUCCGGCAAAGCUUUGCUUUACAAACGACAAGUGAUUAAUUUGAUAUGUUUCUAAUUAUCGCGCGUCCCGUGUCGUGCUCUGUGAGAGCAUAAACUCAAGCGAUAAAGUUGAAAAACGAGACGAUAAUGUUAGCGAGUCGAGCCGGAGGAACAUACAUAAGCCAUCAAGUCGACAUGUGUGUGUAACAGUGGAAUGAGUGAAAGGCUUGGCUCGGCAACGCGAAGAGUCAUCUCUCUUUUCGUGGAUCUAUCCCAGUAGGUGAAGCAGUAUUGGCCAGUUGCCGACGACCGCACCUGUCAGUCGAUCUUCAUAAUAAUCGGCGCGGCCCUUUCGGUUGUAAAUUUUUAACCGCCAUCUCAUCAGUUUCCGAGCCAUCACAUCUAACACCCUCGUUUUUUUCUCUGUUUCUGAGCUCCUUCCGAGCUUUUUUGAACGAGUCUCUUGGAGCAAGACCGCUCGGACCUGCGGCCGGCUCCAAAUUGUUUAUCAUUUAUCUCGUCGUUGGCGCCGCCAAGACAAAUUGUGGUCGCAGCAAUUUGUUCGUUCAGAGGAAACGCUACCGCUGUUACACCGAUCAUUUUUUGCCACUCGAUUGAUACUCGCUUCCACGUAGACGGUACUCUGCAAAAAGAUUCUUGUCAAAAACUGACUCAAUUCUUCGUUACUUUGCUCUGCCCUUUCUGUAAUUUGAGUACUUUCACGCUGUUAAACUCGAUGGAGGCAGAGAAUGAUAAACUUCCGCUGAGAAACGUUUCUCUUAUUCUCAAUUCCUUCCUUCGAACGUGUCACUGACCCUCUAUUCGUUUUCAGACAUUCCUCCAAUGUGGUUACCACAACGGAUUCCCCGUCGGUUCUUGAUAGUACUUAUUUCAGUUAUUAGUGAGUUCAAUUCAAAAGUCUUCUAAAAUUCUUAAAUAUUUUUCAGAUAUUCUUAGUGUACAAGCUAACAAACAUGUAUCUCAACUACUAGAAACUCUUCUGACAGAUUAUAAUAAGGUUGUGCGACCAGUUCACAAUGCGUCGGAUGCAUUGAAAGUCAAGUUCGGAGCUAAUUUGUGUAGGUUGAUCGAUGUUGAUGAAGUGAAUCAAGUCGUGACAACAAGCCUAUGGCUGGAAAUGGUAAUCUGACAUACACGUUUUCAUGGUAAUAAGAUUUUGCAGCAAUGGUAUGACAAAAAGCUCACUUGGAAUCCGAAUGAUUGGGGAGGGGUGGAGUAUGUGCACAUUCCAUCGGAUCAAAUAUGGGUUCCUGAUAUUGUUCUUUAUAACAAGUAAGUUCUACCAGACAAUUGAUCGGCUCAAGAAGGUUUUCAGUGCUGACGGAGAACCACAUAUCACGAUUACAAGUCUCGCGAAGAUAGAUCAUCACGGAAGAGUCGUCUGGCAACCACCAUCUAUCUAUAAAAGUUUCUGUUCGGUAUUCCACUUUUUAUUACUUUGUUUUGCCCAAUCACCGUUUUUUCUCAGAUCAACAUCAAAUACUUCCCCUACGACUUUCAAGAAUGUGAAAUGAAGUUUGGCGGUUGGACAAAUGACGGAGAGACACUUGACUUGUAUCAAAUUCCCGUCGAUGUCAACGAUGUUCCGCAGGUGAAGCGACAAGAAGAUGGCGUCGAGUUCCUCUAUCUCGAGAAGGGACUUGGACUCAGUUUUUAUCACGAGUGAGCUGCAAACACAUCGUGUUCAAAUUAUUUUUUAUUGGCCUGUCUGUUCAGAAGCGCCGAAUGGGAUUUGCUCAGCGCCACUUCAUCGCGUUAUGCUCAGAUCUAUCCCGGAUGUUGUGGACAGCAGUAUUACAUCGACAUCAAGUGCAUACUCUCGGUUUUAAUGAGCAUAUCAACGCAUUUUUCAGAUAUCGCAUCAAACUUCGUAGGAAAGCCAUCUUUUUCACAGUGACACUUACAAUUCCCUGCAUGUUGAUCGGUGCGUACAAGUUCUUGCACAUGUCUGCGACGACGCUUUCAAUUUUCAGCCAAUGUAACGCCAUUUGUCUUCCUCAUCCUUCCAAAUGAGCACAAAAUGACAUACUCGAUCUCAGUACUUGUCGCAUUUUCCGUGUUCUAUUUAGUUCUCAUCGAUUUGAUUCCUCCGACAUCUCUUUCUUUAUCACUUAUUGGUAUCCUCACUCGUGGUCUCGAAAAAACAAAGCGACACUGAAAAUUUAGGUGUAUACUUGCUUUUUACACUUCUCAUGGUCUCAGUCUCUAUCAUUCUGUCCGUUGUGACCAUCAACAUGUACAGAAAGUAGGUUUUCUCGAUUAGUUGGCUAAAAAAAGUAAAAAUGCAAUUUCAGGCAAGCAUUUUCAUCCGAAAUGACUCCCUGGCAGAGAUGGCUGUUCGUGCAACACCUUCCGAAGCUGCUCCGCUUGAAAACUUUAGAGCAUACUUUGGAAGGGGAGGAAGGAAGUGAAACUACGACUCCGCGCACUGGAUCUGUCUCCGUCACGGCGUCAGUCACUCAGAAGGCGUCGAAUCCCAACAACACGUCACCGGUUUUCGCUCCUCAACGAUUGAGACUACUCAGUCUUGUUCAAGUUAUCGGAAAUUCUCAAAAUUCAGAGCGUAAAUUUUUUCUGCAGAUGGACGAAGCUCUGAAACAACGAUGCGCGGCCGACAACUUGGACCUUUUCCGCAAAAUAGCCGGUCAUUUGAAAAUCAUUUCCGCCCACUUUCACAAUCAACAAAUGGAAAGCAAGGUAUUCUUAUCAGUGCCACAUUUCGAAAUGCCUUUCAUUUCUGCUCGUUUACUCAGAUAACUGACGAGUGGCAGCUAAUGUCACUGGUUAUCGAUCGGAUAUUCUUGAUAUUAUACCUCGUGAUCAGUAUGGCAGCUAAUAUUCUGUUCAUCUACAAUUCUCCAACGCUAUUCGACGAUCGGCCUUCAUUGGUUCCAACAAUUGCUCACAAACCAUUGAGCGGCGGCACAAUAAACGUUUUGAACACGUGAAAGCAGCAAAACACCUGUUGUUUCUGUUUGUAUGUAUUUAUCAGAUAAUGAAAUUCUCACUUUUCCCCACUUGUUUUCCUCGGUCGUUCCGCAAUCCGCGCGAGCGAAAGCAAAAACAGAACUGGAAUGGAUAAUCCGUCAUGGGACGCGCAAAGUGUGCAAACACGGCGACGGAUAACUGCGGACCCCCUCGGGUCGCCCUCAUGUCCUCGCACGGCGUGUCUUGCGAUGUAUAUCUAUUCCCUUCACUUUUUUGCCUCUUCUUUCGCUCCGCUGUUCGUUCGCAACUAAUUUUUGUUUUAUCUUCAGAUGAAAUCUAGUACAUCAGAUUUUUUGACCGAUGUACAGACUGUAAAUAUUGUCAUCAAACAGGUUUGUUUUUCGUUUUUAUUUUCAUUUUUGCUCGCGAUUUUUGACGAGAAACAUCAACUCUUUUUGUAGAUAGGACCAAAUAAAUCAUUACCGGCGUUCAAAAGAAUUGUGGAAAGAUGUUCGAGACAACGGGUCAUUCAAGUGUCCGACAAUCCGCGCCGACUUUUCCAUUGCUCGUUUAUCCAAUCCUCCUCAUACACGGAAUUUAGCGAGCUGCAGGUGUGUUUUACCGAUUACUCGUAUCGAAAAUCAGAAAAACAUUUUCAGCAACAUCGUCGGGUCUUCGCCGUCAUCGGAGUCGCGUUCACCAAUGGACAAGGUGAGCCGGAUCGAUCGGCGAGAGCUUCGCGGGAAUCGACAGAUUCGGAGAUUAGCGAGCCCGAGCAGAUUGCAAGCACGUACAACAAACUAAAGGCAGAUUACUCGAAUAUCAUUUGUGGGCGAUGCAUUCUGAUCGGCGGCAAGGAUGUGAGUUUGACGACGAUUCCCAAUCGCAGCUAGUUUGCAAAAAGUUUCAGGAAGACUUCAACGGAAUUGAGAGACACGAGCGUCUUUGUUUUCCGAGUUUGGAAGAGGCCGGCCAACUGGAAAGUGCCGUGCGGGAAUUAAUGAGAGCUAUUUAUAUAGUUAUCGAGAUGAAAAGAGUUGAUGUUUCGUUUGAGAAAAAGGUUGGUUUUAGUGUAAAGGGAUUUUGGUCUGUUGGAAGUACAAACUUUGCAAUAUUUACAGCAGGAUAUCCCAUGCCCGUCUCUACCUGAUGAAAGUCGCUGGCAAAUUGGAGUUGAAGCGAAGAACACUAAAAACUUCAAGUGAGAUCAAAAAUGUCUUCCUGCAACACAACUUCCCUUUUCCAGGAAAAAGUGUCUCGGACGAUGCAGAAAACAACAUGCCGACUACUGCCUGCUCACCGGCCUUCCUCAACUCGCUCUCGAAGCCUACGAAGGAGCAAUCGAAAGCCUGAAAUCGGCGCAAGAUCAUCUGUGGCUUGCUGGUAUGCCUCUAUCCAUGUUUGAUCGUCUCGUAAACUUUCACUUCAGCCGCAUAUGAUGGCUGGGCAAGUACAGUUUGCAUCCUCCAUGCGGAACAGAUGGGCGAGAUCAAUUGUGGCGCGUUCCAUCGUGUCGCCAGUAUGCAUGCCAUGUUUACGAUUCCAUCAAUUGAAAUCAAUACACAGAGCGGCGAUAAUUUGUCCGUAUCGAAUGACAGCGUACUCAGGUAACACUGAGAGCAAGAUAGUGAUUGACACAAAAACUCUUUUCAGUUCUCCGCAGGGACACAAGAGGCACCACUCGGAUGAACACAUCCGAAUUUCAUCACCAAUAUCGAAUGGUAUCGAGAGAAACGAGUCAUUUGGAAAUGAAAGUGGAAUAGUCAGCAACGGGAGCUCGCCGUCGAUCAGAGAAGAGACCACGAAAGUGAAAGCCUCAAAAGGACUGAAUCCUCUUUCCAGUUUUCUUAGCGAUAGGUUAAUAACGUCCACAUCUCCUGUUUAAUUCAACUUUUGAACGUUCAGACGUGAAAAACCGACAAAAGAACGGGUCAUGGAAAAUUUCAAGAAUGCCAUAGACGAGUUCUCCAAGUACACGCUUGCCGGGUGGCUGGAAUACGAGACAGUUAUGCGAGCGAUUAUGUACUUAAUCCUCGAGCGAGAAUACAUUAAAUUAGAGCAGUUCCAUCGGGAUUAUACGGGAAAAUAUCUGGAUGACUCGAAUACUUUCAUGGAUCAUCGCAUGAAAGCGCAGAUUUGUCUGAAUUCUGCUGCAAUGUACAAAGAGGUGAACACAUUUUCGUCAGUACUCUUUUCAACAUGUAUUUCAGAUUGGAUUCUUGCGAAAGCAGGCAUUCUACGCAAGACUGAGUGUUCUCUUCGAACUUCAUGUGACCGAGGGCCGUGUCCGUCAGCCCGGCGAUUAUAAAACUGUUUAUCCAGUUCUUUUCAAGUGCGCCACUCAGCAUUCAACAUGCAACAGUAACUGGUGUCUUUCAGAACGUUGGAAGGGUAUGGAGUGGAGUUGGGAGAGCCGCAUGACAUGAAAAACAAGCGAUUGGGUCCUGUCAAACUUCAAAUCAAGUCUAUCCACGAGAUAUUCACCGCCGCCAAUCGUGCAGGUCACCGCGAUGCGGCUAUUCGUCACCUCUGUUUUCUGCUUCAGGUUUUGAUUAGGAAACUAUCUAUAGAAAAUUGAAUUGAAUGUGUUCAGGUAUACUUCCCGCACCUCGAGAGCUCUAUGAUCACUCGACUCUUCGAUGAUCUCGAUAACCUUGUGAGAGCCACUAAUCUCGUCCACCAGUUGAAUCAAACGAUCGUUGUCGACGACGGGAAAAUUAUUAUCCCGGGACUACAACUCACCCGAUUCCCGAUUAUUCAGUGAGUUUUGUCUUAUCCAAAUCCUCAUUUCGAUGAGAUCUGUGUUCUUUCCAGAAAUCCUACGGUUCUUGCUCUUCAGCCAAACCUGGCACCAACAAUUGUCCCUAACAAGUGUCAAGCAUCGAUUUUCAUCUAUACGCCGUUUGCAAAGAAAACUGACAAUGGUGAGGAAAUGACAACAAAUGACAUCAAUCAUGUCCACUUUGCAGCACUCCUGUGGGUGACGGAUUGUCCGGGAGAAGUGGAAGUGACCGUCAAAAACUGCCGUGGUCUGGAACUCGUCGUUAGGGAUUUGUGCUUGAUUGUCGAGGGAGUUAAUUUUGAACCGGUGCAAGCACGUCUGAUCCUCCCGCCUGAGGACCAGGAGCACAACACUGGAUCAACUUUGCGACUGCUAGGAGUCCCCCGGUUUGCGUUCACUGUGAAUCUUCUCAAUUAACCUUCGUUUUUCAGAGAACCAGGAGAUCUAUUCAUCACCGGAUAUUCGUGCAACGUGUUUGGUCUUCACAACGAGUGCCGAUUCCUCUCGCACAACAGCUCAAAACCGAACAAGAUCCGUGUGAAAGUGCUGCCUAAAUUAGCGAAAUUGUACUUGGAGUGCUCGCUUCCUCGCGCUCCCAUUCAAGAGGAGAAUGACGAACCGUCGGCGGAGGCCGUCGUCUACUCGGGACAACGUUUUGCUCACACAGUCACAGUGGUCAAUGACAGCGAUAUUCCCGUCCGUUACUGCGGAGCCAAGAUCUGGCAGCCCGUUGUGCAGGGAGGACCUCCUCUGAUCAGUUUGGACGAAACGGAGAGACAUGAUCCGGAACUGGAAGGAUUCGACAUUGCAGACGAUCUCUCCAGUUUCAUAUUGGAACCACAAGGACGGAGAGAACUGAAGUUCCAUGUGUUUGGAAUUGACCCCACAUCCACGGCUGACGACUUGAGUGACGAAGAGAAAGUUCUGGAAAGUGUGGUCCCACUGGCCACCACCCAGGCGAUUCCGAGUUCCGAGUCCGAAGCGCACGAUAUGGACUUGAUUCCAUUCACAGGCCGUCUUCUCACCGGGGAAUUCAUCGUGAGGUACCACUCGGACAUCACAUGCGAGGACGGAAACUCUUUCGAGCGCAAGUGCAAACUGCCUAUCGCAAUUUCCAUCAUUCCCGCAGUGACCGUGUCGGCGUGGCAUGUGCUCCCAGGAGAUAGCCCCUUCUCAAGGUUUGUCGCGCGAUUUGUCAAAGUGCAAACGUUGAGGGGUCACGCUUUUCCAGAUAUAUUGUCGUGGAUGUCACCAACAGCACUGAUCACGAUGCCGAAUUGGUUUACAGCAAUUCUCGGCACAUGAACGUGCUCCCAAAAGAAACUUGCAGGCAAGAGCCAUGAACGGGAAGGAAACAGCCGCUCAUCAAAACCUUUCAGAGUUCCAAUUCUGUCGCCGUGCUGUUCUGACGUCACCGGGGCGGCAUUUCAUCAAGCCAAACAACGCGGGAGUCAUAUGAUGCAGAAAAUUGAAACGGAAAGACUCCGUUUGAUUCUUGAGAAUCAUGUUUCCAAGCAUCUCGACAUCCGUUGGAAAAUACCGACAUUAGAUGUAAGUAGAUUAUAUUAUAGCCAACAUAAUAAUUUUUUGUUUGUGUCAGCUCGACGGUCAAGUCCCUGUUGGCUCACUUCUUUCGUCGGUGUCGCUCUUGAAGCAACUUGUCCUUCCCGCCAUCAGUCUUGGUAUUUAGUUUUCGGAUUGAAUUAAAACAAAAGUGACCAUUUCAGAUUUCCUGGUCAAUGGAAAUCAGUACGUCAGUGAAGACGACGUGGCUGUCGGAAUCGGGCAGUUUGUCACCGUUGAAGUAGCGAUCAUCUCCUCGUUAUCCAGUGAGUUUGAAAGUUUUGAAAACCCACAUCAUGCGUCGUUUCAGCCGUUUACAACGGAAUUCUCUCAUUGGAAUGCGAACAAGAGAUCUCCCACCUGCUCGGAUCAAACAAUAUCACCAACUACAUGCUUGUCGCUGGAGAAAAAAAGAUUCCGUUCAGUGUGGAGGUGAGUCCUAGUUCGAGACGAUGUUAACUAUCGAGUUUUUGUUUUCAGAAAGAGCAAAAGCAAGUAGCCACGUUCAGUCUGACAUUCAUCGUCGAAGGAAGUUUCCGUGUGCGCCCUCAGAUCACCCCGGCUCCCGGCCAGCACGCUCUGCUCCCGGAGGACAUGUUCGCUACGCCGGUCGCUUUCAGUGUCUCUACCAAAUUUUAG